CCCACCCGCGCACACUCCAAGUCGCUGACCUCUCACCUCAUCAUUAUUCACGUUCCCAGUGAUUACGCGCACUCCCACACUCUGCCACGCUCGUCCGCACCUUCCCCUUCCCCCUGUUCUGCCUUCACUUGUCUGAACCCACCCCCGUCCUUCCUUCCUCGUCUUUCUUCCCUACUCUUUCCCACUCCAACUCUCCUCUCCUCUCCGUCACCCUCUAAACCCACCGUUUCUCUCCCCUCUCGUCGCAGGCAGCGCUCUUAAUUGAGCGACUCAUCUCCACUCGCAGCGCCUUCAUCUUCAGCGUCCUCUUUUUUCCACAGCGCUGGUUGUCGGCACCGGUCGGUUGAUUCGUCCGUCGUUGCGUGUGUGUGUGCGUGUGCGUGCGUGUGUGUGGCCUUCGCAGACUUGAUCCGCUUUCUUGGUCAGUCAGCUUCACCUCCCAAAAAAAACCCACCGAAACAGGCCUACCACUUUCAUCGCCACCUCGCGAUUCUGUCAUCAGCCAACCGCCUCGCUUCCGCACCUCGGGUCGGUUCAUACUUUCGCUGCAGCCUACGGCACCGAGACUGUGUCUUGCGUGUUCGGACCGCGUGUGCGUGUGUGCGUCUUGACUUUUGGUCCACCCUAAAAGGCAGACUAAACCGUCCACACGCACACACUCAGCUCAUCCCCUUCCGGCUGUUUUUCCCACACCCAAAACCUGCUUCUCUCAUCAAACCACUUCUCGACGUCCAGAUCCUGCUCCUUGCACAGUCUCGCGGCAUCGAGCUGCACUGUCUACUUCGGCCUACGCGUCAAUCUCCAAUUCCCGGAUCACGGUCGCCUUUGUCCGGUGCAACGACCUAUUAACUUAGCAUCGUUGCCGUCGACCUCGACCACCUCCACGGCAAACGUCCUUCAUCCCAAUCCUCACACGAGGAAUACGUGUUUUUGUGGCGCCCGUCGUCAUACACACGACCUGCUCACGCGCUGCCGUUUCUCUGACGCGGUGCUUCCAACUCUUGUCGUGGAGUAGCUUUUCUCUCUCCAGUCAACGCCAGCCCUGGGACACGUCGCCUCGUCCGCGCGGUCGCACCCAGCUACGUUCUAGCACUUGCCCUUUUCACCCGCUUUUAACGUCAUUACGCCCAAUCUCGUACCCCGGAUGACAACGACCUGCUAAGUGCUUUGACUUCGUCCGUCAAAGGGCUUUCGCUCUCCAUCCCACGGUUGGAGGUGAAGGGAACGGGCUUUCAAAGCCGUUUCUUUCGCUUCUAACGACUGCGACACUACUCAGUCAUGCCGUCCUUCUACAACAACCGGCACAUGCCGCUCACACCACCGGAGUACAGCACAGGCUUCCAUAGCAGCCACUGUUCAGGCAUGCCGUACCAGCCUCACGGUUACGGUGCGCAGCAGUUUGGACGCCAGGAUGAGAUGAUGUACGACUAUGCCGGCCGCUAUGUACGUGCCAGUGCCGCAGUUCAUCCGCAACAGGGCUAUGCGUCGUCGGUAGGUGUGCAGUCUAUCGGUCGGUACAACGACGGCAUGGGUGUCACUCUCCCGCCAGUUCGCUCUCUGGACCAGUCUGUGCCCAUUGACGUUUACCAGCAGCCUCCGCCAUACCGGUAUCACGAGCAGCGGUCACAGCAGAAACAGAAGGAUGAAAAGCCUGUUGGCGGCGUCUCCGCUAAGCUGGACUAUGACAUGGAAGAGAUGACGGAUUUCGUCACGGAAAAAGCUCAACAAUUGGUUCAGUCGAGCAGACCCAGUCAUACCGCCUUUCGUGCGUGGGUCAACAGUGUGCUGUGCGCCACUCGUCUCCCAUCAGCAACCAUUGUGCUUAGCUUGCAUUAUCUUUCCGGUCACAUGGCUCGCCUCGCUGCAACGUCGCAGCCAAACCAUUCUGAGAACUUCAUUUAUCGCCUUCUGACUGUUGCGCUGAUCAUGGGCAGCAAGUUCCUCGAUGACAAUACCUUCAUCAAUCGUUCCUGGGCGGAUGUCAGUGGCAUAGACAUCCGAACGUUGAAUCAGAUGGAGCGAGAGUGGCUGGCCGAGUUGGAUUGGAAGCUCCACAUCGACCCAGCCGAGCACAAUGGUUUCAACGCUUGGAUGCAGCACUGGAAGGACUACGAGAAGACCAGACUGGAUCGUGGCGCUCAGUCUCUCAAACUCAGUCCCAUUGAUACCAACGUCCAGCACCACUCCCCGGCGCACAAGCCCUUCUCACCCCCGUCAGCCAUCAUGGGUUACACUCCUAUGUCUGGUAUGGAGUACAAUGCUCGGCCGUUCCCCACCAACCACCACACACCUGUCUACACACCGUUUGACCCAUGGCUAAUCAGGCGGUCUGCGCACGACAGCUCGCCAAGUUCCGCACCACACACGGGACCGACUACGCCGGAGUACUACGGUGGUCCUGGCACUUGGGCACCGAUUGACGGCUCUGCGUACUCAUACUCUAGAAGAGGAUAUCAGAUUAAUUCCAUGCCGCAGCCUCUGAAUGCCCCCUAUACUCCGUUCACUCCAACAUACAACCAGCAAAACCCUUGGACUGGACACAGCAUUCACUGCAACUGUGGUCAUUGCUCACGUCAACAGGUUCCGUAUUGGGUUGGCCCUCACUACUGCCAGCAGUCCGUGAUGGCCUAGACGUUCUUCUCAUUUGCGUGGACAUCCGCUUCCUCCACAAUGCCCAUGGCUUGGUUCUGACCUUUUUUUCUCUUCUGCGCCUACUCGCCAGUGUUUCGUUUGCUCCAAUACCUAAAAGUUUAUCUGGGGAGAAAAGUGGUUUCGCCACCUAUCCAAACACUUCUAAUACUUCAAAGUCUAUACUUCGCGACCAUUGUUCGGCAAAACAUCGCGGCACAUACCACACGAGGCGGGCCAUUAGAAAUUUUUCACGGCUGUUUUAUUUUUUUUCACUUCGAACGACCCCUGCAUUUGUUCAAUUCACCGGAUAGACCACUUUUUCAAUUUUCAAACAUCAAAGGGAUCAGCGGGUUUAACGGGCGUUUGGGCUCGGGUUUGAAUUUCGCUCUCGUCACAUUCGACUUUUACGACUCCUUUCCGGGAAGAAGUCUCUGCACCGCAUGCCUUGCGUGGCGUGGACUUCGAGAUUCUCCGCACGGUGCUCUUGGGUCAUGGCCGCAAUUUGGGUAUCUGCCGAGCCGCUCGUGGCUGCAUUGCGCGUUUUUUUUUUCGUGCAGAAACUCGGCUCCCUCUCGGCUAUUGGUUGAUGCCGCGCAGACGUUCGGCCCACCACACGUUCAUACUCAACACUCGCACCCAUGCGACGCAUCGAAGUCGGAAAAUCGGCGCUCACACUUGCCAAGAUGUCGAACCAACAUCCCAUUGAUGCUUCUUGGCAUCUCUUUCUCCGACGACGAAAUAACAAACAUCUUCGGGUUCUUUACGGUCACGCUUUUUCUGCAUUUAGAUGGGAUGCAUUCACGGGAAUUUGCUCUUUUUUUAUCUUUCUUAUCUGCGUGGAAAUUAUUUUCGCUCUUGUCGCCUUCUAUAUCUUCUUCGAGAUAUCACGAUUCGAUCCGAAGAAAGUGCGGCAGAAGGAUACACCAGAUCUUCGAGAUCCAGUUCUUACGAUGUCUUAACGGGUUACUUACGGGAAAAAAACUUCGUCUUCUAUGUAAUUGGGUUGAGGCCUAACAAACCUAAGAUAAGAGCACUAGUCUCAAGUGUUUUCUUGGUCAUGGGGUUUGGUAGCCGGACCAUUCCUUUCGCUUUUCAUCGGGCUGAGAAUACUUUAUACCCCUUUGCAGAAGAAAUCAAAACGGGAGACAGGAGGGGAGUUUUAAAAAAGAUGCUAUAUCAAAACACAUUUUCUUUUUCGCACCAGUAUUCCCCCUCGCACAGCAUUUUUUUUUGUAUCCAGCGAGCGAGUUGCACGGCAUUCGACUUCCUCCCGUCUGCUCCUUAAUUCAACAUUUUUCAUUUUCCGGAAAAGUAUGAUCAUGUCCCCAGUCUUUUUCUUCCCAACUAUAAGGAGGAACCCUUUCAUGUUCGCCCUAACUUCGUUCCGCUAUUUCCGUUCUCGCACGCGCAGCAUGCGCUUUACCGGACCCGAAUCCCGGGCCCGAGAUGUACCAGUAAAUCUUACUUUCUCCUCUAUUGUUUUUCUCAUGAAGCGUUCAAAUAACAUCAGACUGGGAAGUUCCGGAGAGAAGUUUGGGGUAGUAGCAGCAGCGGCAGCCGCAUCACUUUUGACAUGCUCUCUCGAGUCGAACCGAAGACAGAUCAGGAUUACUUCACGAACCCUGUGACUCUUCAUGAGCGAUCACACAAAAUAAAAACAAACACUCAAGAUGAAUGAUGCC
Messenger RNA from Verruconis gallopava, 4313 nucleotides. RefSeq lists its product as uncharacterized. Gene Ontology annotation, biological process: regulation of cyclin-dependent protein serine/threonine kinase activity. Gene Ontology annotation, cellular component: cyclin-dependent protein kinase holoenzyme complex; nucleus. The transcript has 3 exons. Gene Ontology annotation, molecular function: cyclin-dependent protein serine/threonine kinase regulator activity; protein kinase binding. Lineage: Eukaryota; Fungi; Ascomycota; Dothideomycetes; Venturiales; Sympoventuriaceae. The record is from RefSeq and is a predicted model, not a curated record. The coding region runs from base 1279 to 2631 and encodes 450 amino acids.